This is a messenger RNA of Pyrus x bretschneideri (Chinese white pear), 1104 nucleotides long. Its product is annotated as disease resistance protein RGA2-like. The transcript has a single exon. Lineage: Eukaryota; Viridiplantae; Streptophyta; Magnoliopsida; Rosales; Rosaceae. The record is from RefSeq and is a predicted model, not a curated record. The coding region runs from base 1 to 1104 and encodes 367 amino acids.
AUGUAUGACAUUGUAAAUGACUUUGUGCAAUUUAUCACCAAGAAGGAAUGUUUGAGUACCGAUGCAGAGGUUGCAAACCGUAAAAUAGAGGUAUUGGGCAGUAAUCUUCGCCAUCUGACCUUAACAUCUGUGGUUGAUGAUCAAGAUUUACUUUCUAUCACUUCUCGGAAUUGCAAAAAUCUACGUACGCUCACAACAAUUCACUCAAGUGUUGCUACGGUAUAUGCUAGUUUUAUUUUACAAGUCAAAUGUCUUAGGACAAUAAAUUUGUCUGGAAGUUCCAUCAAAGAACUCCCAAAAGAGAUUGGUGAAUUGGUACAUUUGAGGCAUAUUGAUUUGUCUGGAAGUCGAAAGUUGGAGAAAUUAUCAGACACCAUUUGUGGUUUAUAUAACUUGUAUACCUUGGACCUUCGAAGAUGCAAAUCACUAAAUAAAUUGCCUGAUAACAUGGGAAAGUUGAUUAUCUUAAAGCAUCUUUACGUUGGGGAGAGUGACUCACUGAAGUGCUUGCCAAAAGGGAUAGGGAGAUUAACAAGUUUGCAAACACUAGACGUCUUUCCUCUGUUUUCUGUUGACAACGACGAAGCAUUUCAAGUUGGGGAUUUGAGAACCGUGAACCAGCUCCACGGCAGUCUCCAAAUAAGAAUUUUGGGGAAGGUGAAAGAUGGGAGUGAAGCACAAUUGCGGGACAACAAGCAACUUUUUCAUCUCCAACUGGAUUUUGGUGAAGUGCGCGACAAGGCUGGAGAGAGCAGUGGACGAAUAAUGAAUGUCUUAAGACCACACGAUGAUCUGGAAUCUUUAGAGAUUUAUGGGUAUUUUGGCUCGACCUGGCCGAAUUGGUUGAUGUCUUUAAAAAAGUUGCGAUUACUCACUCUGGAGGAUAUUUGUGUUUGUGAAAUUUUGCCUCCUCUUGGGAAAUUGCCGUUCCUUGAAGGACUCUACCUCGGGGCAAUGUCGGGUGUAAGAAAGAUUGGUGGCGAGUUUUUGGGAGUAGAAGAUGAUCAAACAUCUUCAUUCAAAUCAUCCUUAUCAAUGUUAUUCCCAAAAUUGAACGACUCCACUUUUACAACUUGUCGUCGUGGAAGGACUGGGGAGGUGUGA